GAAUGGCCAUGCCAUUAACAAAAUACUAAUUGAUGCGUUGACUAAUGGGCGAUUUGACCAUUUCAUCUGUCCGGAAAACGCGACAUAUGUAUUCUACACUCGUGUUCUUUCUUGCAUUGCAGGCAUUUUGUGCUUUUUGAAACCAGGGUUUUCCUUUUUACCCAUCACAAGGUAACAAUAAAGACUGUCGAGGUUGGAGUACUGCCACAGCUCUUUGAAGUACAAUGCGUUGUUGUUCGCCUAAACAAAAAUCUCAUGGCUACCAUUAAUACUCAGGUCUCACGAACAGGACAAGCAUGUGAUAGAUGUCGAAACAAGAAAAUUAAAUGCGAUGGAGCGAUUCCUUCGUGCGCGAGCUGCAUCGCCGCGUGUGUCCAGUGCGAGGUAUCGGCAACUUUACGAAGGAAGGCCAAGAUCCGAGGGUUUGGAUCUGAUAGGGAUGAUGCUCUCGUACAGACCCUGCAAGCAGAGAAUGCAGAUCUGCGAAAGAAGCUUGAAGCCGAGUGCCAGACCAGUCAAUCACUUCGUGAAGAGCUCGACCGUGUGUCCCAGCAGGCCUCGACUCGACCUCGAAAACUACAUCGCCCAAUGCACCCGGCAACAAGCCAACAAGCCACUUCACCUUCCCACCCCACGUCGAGUGACGCCGGUGCAUCUCAGCCCGAGAGAUCUAUCCAUGUCGUGAAACAUAUGGGUCGCAUGGUCCAUGAUGGAAUGGGAGUUGGACGAUUUGCUGGAUCCACGACUGGCGUCCAUUUUGUACUGCGCGUUGAGGAUGCAUGUGUCCAGGCUCUGGGCUAUACCAACCACUUUCCCGAAAGCUCCUUCAGGCUGCACUUACUGCCGAUACACAAACUUACUUGCAAAGCAUCAACGCGAGGCCCUCAAGAUAUCGCAUCCAUUAACCAAGCAGAGCCUAGUGACACACGCCAGUUUCGCCAGAACUUCACCCACCCCCUUGACUACUACAUACACCAGAUUGACAGUUUUAUAGAGCGCUGGGAAUGCUUUUGCCCGGUCUUGGUACGCAAAGACAUCGUCCAGGAUGUUGCAAACUUCUUGCAUCCAAAUCAAGGAUUAUCCUUUGCCCCCGGGGAUGAAAGUAAACUCUCUGCCAUGAUUGCCUUGACUAUGAUUUUGAGUAUCAAUCAACUAGGCCAUCCUCAUCCAGAUCACGAUCUGCAGCGGCUCGUGACUUUGGCCCAUGGGGAGCUGCACGAUGUGGUUGCUCGAGGUGACCUCAAGGCCCUUCAGGCUCUGAUCCUCUGCGCUUUUCAUGCCCAAUUGACAGGACAGAGCCUCCAAUUGCUACAGUUAAAUGCCCUCAUGGUCCGUACGGCUCAGUCAAUUGGUCUCCACCGCCAUGACCGAAGAUUCAAGUUUAAGAGUGCCAUGGUUGAGCAUCGCCGUCGCAUUUGGUGGUGGAUCUAUGCCUUUGAUAAAAUUACCUCUGUUACCAACGGACUGCCAGAGCUUGUCAAAGAGGCCGACAUUGACAACGACAUGCCUGUUGACUGCAAUUUGGACGACCUCAAUGCAGAAUUUCUUUCUCAUCCGCUCCCAGGAGAGACUACCCCUGUCUUCCUAUUCAACCAGUAUGUACUCUUGUGCAAGAAGCUGUCGGCGAUCCUGAGCCAGCUUUACACUACAACUCAGCGCCGUGGUGGUGCUGAGAAGAUCACACGCCUUGAUCGAGACCUGAGAGUGUGGAAUCACUCCUUUAACGCGUUGCCCCAUGUCGCUCCAUUCGAACUGGCAGAAGUCUCACCCCACGCAUAUGAAGAAGAUGGAAACGAAGGACUUUCACUCAUGAACCAUUGGAUCCAAUUGUUGGCAAAUAUCGCCAUGGUUCAAAUCCACCGGCCAGCGCUCACCUUCGACUUGAACACCCCGGAGUUCAACAAUGGUCUCAAAACCUGCGUCAAAUCCAGCUCGGCCAUCCUUAAUCUCCUCGAAAACACCACAUCUGCUUGGUGGCUACGAAGCAUUUGCCCUUCGAGCCCAGCCCUUGUCUUUCAAAGUGCUUUGAUGCACAUCUACUUCCACUGUAACUCAUCGAUUAUCAUAGCCAUAGGAUCCGGCAGCCGAUCGACGAGUAUUUCAACAAUUGCCAAAGCUGUCCAAUUGUUGCGCUGCUAUCUCCCAGAGGAUCCCAACAUUCAAGAAGCCGGAUGUUCCGAAUUUUGUCAACAGCCAAUCGUUCAGGCUAUGGAAACCUUGACAAGUUUGCAACAUAUUCUAUCCCAUGAUUUCGUUCCCCAGAUGGAGACGGCAGCCCAAGAGGGAUUGGCUCCACCAGAUCAACCACUGGCAAAUGUGCCUGCAGGUCUUCAGAACGGGGCUCUUGAUCACGUUGAAGCCUGGAACUCGAAUGCAUUAGAAUACCUCAACAAUUUUGACACUAUCGACUGGAUGUGGCCUGGGGUCGAGCAAUUCCCAACAGUGCCUUGAACGACUCCAGAAUUUGUUUGUCUAUGCCCGGAAUGACUCAAAACUGCGCCGUCUCAAGGCUCCCAGUUCCUCCAGCCAUUUCUCCUCAACUGCGUCAGAGUUUGAAAAUAACUUUAUGCACCUGUCAUACUGUUAGACAAUCCUUGGGUCGUCGCCGAGGAAAUGACAAGACGGCAGACACUCAUACCUUUUGUUGUUCAAAAUCCUCAAAGGCUUUUGGUGCCUCCUCGAGGCUCACCAUCAAACCCAGCAGAGGCUUGACCUUUUCCUGUUCCUGGAUGAGGACCUCGAGUGCUUCCUCAAAAAUACUUCGGACCGGGCAUCGCCCGAGAGCUAGGGUUAUAUUCUUGCCAUAAAGCUGUAGUCCACUCAGGGGCAAGGUCUGCGUGUGCACACCGAUGGACGAGAUCUGGCCGAAUGGUCGGAUCAAAUCAACCGCGAGCUGGAGUGCGUCGGCAUGCCCGACCGCUUCGAUGACGACGUCGGCUCCUCGACCAUCGGUGGCAGCCAUGACCUUUUCGAUAGGGUUGUCAGACAGUAAAAUCGGUUUAGCACCGAGCUUCUCCGCUGCCGCCAGUCGGUCUGGUAUCGAGUCGACCGCAUACACUGUCUUGCACCAUCUGAGAGCAGAUAUGAUGGCGCAGAUACCAACGGGCCCGCACCCAACCUGAACGACGGUAGCAGAUUGCUUGUCCGAAGGCGCCAUGUUCUUGAGGAAGCGAGAAGCCCCAAAGUAUCCGGUGGGAAAAAUAUCUGCCAUCAAGACUAGCAUCUCUUCAGGGAUGUUCUUUGGGGUUAUGACAAGGGUCGAAUUUGCAAGCGGCACCCGGACGUAUUCGGCCUGGCCACCAUCAAUAGCAUUUGCUGGGACGCUGUUCCCGAACAACUCUCCCUUCGAACAGCGUGACGCUUGGCCUCGCUUGCAAUAGAAACAUUCUUGACAAGCCGUAUAGAAAGGAACGACGACAUCAUCGCCAACUGCAAAGUCCACCACGGCGUCUCCCCGCUCGACGAUGGUGCCCACAAAUUCGUGGCCGCAGACGAAAUCCGAUGGACAUUUGAGGUGGCCUCGAUAGUAAUGGAGGUCGCUGCCACAUAGAGCGCUGUAUUUGACCUUGAGGAUCGCAUCUGUAGGGUGCUGCAACUUUGGAACCGGCCUGUCUUCAACGGCCACUUUGUAAUUGCCUUUGAACACGACGGCGCGCAUUGUAUUCGGUAGAACGGGAGCCAUGGUCAAGAACGGGUUUUGUCACUGCUGGGUCAAAUUGAAAGUCCUUGAUUCGAAUAAAAUGAUCCUCGACUCCAUGUGAUCGCAGACAGUGGCAUAUGCGAGCCUUAUGACCACCAUUGCGCCGUGGAGUUUGGAGUUUUUGCAGUUCGCAAACCCCUAGGCGGCGUCCAGUCCAAAGCAAACGGCAUUAAUCUGGGGCUUGAGGCCCGACAGGAA
Messenger RNA from Exophiala mesophila, 3898 nucleotides. RefSeq lists its product as uncharacterized. The coding region runs from base 256 to 2451 and encodes 731 amino acids. Lineage: Eukaryota; Fungi; Ascomycota; Eurotiomycetes; Chaetothyriales; Herpotrichiellaceae. The transcript has 6 exons. Gene Ontology annotation, molecular function: DNA binding; DNA-binding transcription factor activity, RNA polymerase II-specific; zinc ion binding. Gene Ontology annotation, biological process: regulation of DNA-templated transcription; DNA-templated transcription. The record is from RefSeq and is a predicted model, not a curated record.